AUGUAUAUAAAAAAUAAUGCCAGCCGUAUUGCUUUUAUUUUAUUAAAUAUCCUAAUUCAAAUUGGAUCGAUUGUUUAUGUUAUUGUUGAUCGAGUUGGUGUUAUGUUAGUUAACUUUAACUAUACAAUUGCAAUAAGUAAAAUGCUCAAACAAACAAUGACUAUCAUUCGACGGUUAUGUUUUCUUCGUUUAAUUAUGCCAGUUGAUGAUCAUAUUGAUGCACAUCGUUUAGUAGGAACAAUAUUAUUUAUUUCUUCCAUAGUUCAUACAUUUGGCCAUGUAAUUCAAUUUGCAACCCAUACAGAAGGUAAUGAAUAG
Rotaria socialis is the source of this 318-nucleotide messenger RNA. NCBI's taxonomy places the organism in Eukaryota, Metazoa, Rotifera, Eurotatoria, Philodinida, Philodinidae. The record is from the annotation of a GenBank genome assembly.